This is a messenger RNA of Lobosporangium transversale, 4578 nucleotides long. RefSeq lists its product as hypothetical. The transcript has 4 exons. Gene Ontology annotation, cellular component: intracellular membrane-bounded organelle; membrane. Gene Ontology annotation, molecular function: P-type calcium transporter activity; ATP hydrolysis activity; ATP binding. Gene Ontology annotation, biological process: intracellular calcium ion homeostasis. NCBI's taxonomy places the organism in Eukaryota, Fungi, Mortierellomycota, Mortierellomycetes, Mortierellales, Mortierellaceae. The coding region runs from base 247 to 4452 and encodes 1401 amino acids. The record is from RefSeq and is a predicted model, not a curated record.
GUUUUUAUUUCCGAUUCUCUUUCCUUGCCGUUACCCAUUCAUAUUCACCACACUUUCAUCCUUACACACCCCUAUCCGCCGUGCUAUUCACUUCUCCCCCCUGACUUGCUGUAUUGAGGUAUUGCAUGUAACAGCAAGACGCUGAUACCUUGUCCUGUGUAACUCACUGUUGCUUGAACAGGAGACAAUAAAAAGAAUAAGAAGAAACAAGGAAGAUACCAAUCUAGCCAACUAUCUGACGCCAGUAUGGAUAAGGGGGAACUAGGUCCUGAUAGUGUAAUUCAAGUCCAUGAAACUAUCUCAUCUCCACCUCCGACUGAAAACAGGCUUUCUGGUGGCGAGAAUCAACAACUGCAGGAAUACCAACCACAUCGACAACAACAGGAACAGGAACAACUUGUAACCAAUCCUUUCAUAGACCAUGCUUCAAUGACACUAUUACCAUCAGCAGCAACAGAACCUCACAAGAGCUCGUUACCAUCUCAUUUAGAGCCCCAACAGCAGUUUACCCAAAAGAACAACUACAAUGACAUUACCGCUCCUCAACCACCCCCUUCCAAACCCAACAACAACGGUCCCUUUGCGUUCACCCCAGAAGAGCUGAUGGACUUGAUCGAUCCAAAAGCACCAGAGAAAUUAAGUGCCUAUGGAGGGCCCGAAGGCAUUCUAGCGGGUUUAUUUGCUAAUCCUGUCAAAGGUUUAUCCACAGCAGGCAUCGAGCCCUUGAGGGAUGUGAAGGUUGCAGAUGAAAUGGUUGAGAAAAAGCCUGUGGGAGCUGGAGGAUUAUCAAGAGAUGGUGAAAAAACAACAUUAGGAGAAAAUUCAGGAUCAGAACCAGGACCAGGACCAGGACCAAGAGAAGAGGCAGCAGCAGCGACAGUAGCAACACCAUCCUCAGUAUAUCGAUCAGGCAAUAUUGAUACCACCGUAGUCUCUUUUGAGGACCGUAUCCAUUAUUUUGGUCAGAAUGUGCUUCCCAAGAGAAAAUCAAAGUCAAUAUUCCAGUUGAUGUGGAUUGCUUUGCAGGAGAAGAUUCUGCUCCUGUUACUCGCAGCAGCAGUUAUUUCGAUCGGAUUAGGCAUUUAUGAAGAUUAUGGUAUGAAGCAUGAGGCGACAGAGCGCUUCCAUAAGGAUUACACAUCCUAUUAUGCUACGGAUCCAAAGAUCUCUUGGGUCGAGGGUGUGGCUAUCUUGGUAGCUGUCAUCAUCGUUGUCUUGGUCGGUUCUAUUAAUGAUUAUCAAAAGGAGGCCCAAUUCCGUAAACUGAAUGCCAAAAAGGAAGAUCGUGAAGUCAAGGCAAUUCGAAACGGUGAAACGGUCCUUUUGUCAGUAUUUGAUAUCUUAGUUGGAGACAUCGUUCAUUUGGAACCUGGCGAUGUCAUCGCUGCUGAUGGAAUCUAUCUCGGUGGGCAUAACCUCAAGUGUGAUGAAUCCGCUAUGACAGGAGAAUCGGACGCGGUCAAGAAAGUGACUUUUGAAGACCUUUUGAGGCUUGAACAGGCUGUGGCUGAAGCUGAAGCGGCUGUUCCUUCUAAGGGCAGAGGUCAUAGCACAAUCCAAGUCAACCACGAGGGGAUCGAAGUCAUUACAGAACCGACUCAUGGAAUCCAUCAAGUCGACCCAUUUAUUAUCUCUGGAUCAAAAGUCUUGGAAGGUGUAGGCAUCUAUGUGGUCACCGGUGUUGGUCCAAACAGUUUUCAUGGAAAGACCAUGAUAUCGUUACGGACUGAAUCUGAGGACACGCCCUUACAGGUGAAAUUGAAUCUUUUGGCAGAAAGGAUCGCCAAGUUGGGUAGUAUGGCUGCUUUGCUCAUGCUGAUUAUCUUGAUUAUCCGAUACUUUGUUGGAUUUAAGAAAAAGGGCGUCCCUAAUACUGCGGACAUUGUCAAGAGCUUGGUCGACAUUAUCAUUGCAGCGGUGACAGUUGUGGUUGUGGCUGUGCCUGAGGGCCUGCCCUUGGCCGUGACACUUGCACUUGCCUUUGCAACCACACGAAUGCUCAAAGAUAAUAACCUAGUCCGUGUUCUAGCUGCGUGCGAGACUAUGGGUAACGCGACCACCAUCUGUUCUGAUAAAACUGGUACUUUGACUCAAAACAAGAUGACUAUUGUGGCAGGGACGCUUGGAGCCAAUAUGCGCUUCAGCGCAGACAUACCUGAGGGGGAAUCAAGCGCGCGUGCAUCGAUCCCUAUCAAUCGAAAUGCCGUCCCUAUGAGUCAACUUGUCGACAAUUUAUCCCCUGCUACCACAGCACUCAUACAUGAGACCAUUGCUAUUAAUUCUUCUGCAUUCGAGAGUGGAGAUGAUAAGGGUAACUUAUCGUUUGUUGGAUCCAAAACCGAAGUGGCGCUUUUAGAUUUCUCUAAGAAAAUUGGAGGCCCAGACUAUCGACAGCUACGAGAAUCCGCGCCUGUGGUUCAUUUGUUUCCAUUCUCAUCUGAACGCAAGUCCAUGGCUACGAUUGUACAGAUGGGACCUAGCAAAUUCAGGUUGCAUGCCAAGGGUGCGUCUGAGAUUAUCAUGAAACGGUGUAAUAAGGUUUUGAAGAUCAAUAGUUCGGAACACAACGGCGACGAUGCAGGCGUACCAUCCUUGUCAGAGAAGGGCUGUGUGACAGGGAUCACUGAAUUGGAGUUGACAGAAGAGCUUCAAACAACAGUACAAAAGACCAUUAUCUCGUAUGCCAUACAAUCACUCCGAACCAUUGGCAUCGCCUAUAGAGAUUUUGAUUCAUGGCCACCAGUGGGCAUUGAGCUCGGGGAAGACGGUGAGGUGCCAUUUUCCGCGGUAGCAGAGGGUAACCUGACAUUGGUCGGGAUUGUCGGUAUUGAGGAUCCUCUGCGCGAAGGUGUGCCUGAAGCUGUCCUUGCGUGUCAGCGUGCAGGUGUUUUUGUCCGCAUGGUGACGGGCGACAAUAUCCUAACAGCCAAAUCAAUCGCAAGGCAAUGCGGUAUCUACACUCAGGGAGGCAUCAUCAUGGAGGGUCCCAAGUUCCGUGCUCUCAGCAACGAGGAAAUGGAUGCCGUCAUCCCUAGGUUGCAAGUCUUGGCUCGAUCCAGUCCCGAGGAUAAAAAGAUCUUAGUGAGUCAUCUGAAGGCCAUGGGGGAGAUUGUGGCUGUGACAGGUGAUGGAACGAACGAUGGUCCAGCGCUCAAGAUGUCAGAUGUAGGCUUUUCAAUGGGUAUUGCGGGUACAGAAGUGGCUAAGGAAGCAUCAGCUAUUAUUUUGAUGGAUGACAAUUUUUCAAGCAUUGUAAAAGCCAUUCUUUGGGGGAGAGCUGUGAAUGAUGCGGUCAAAAAAUUCCUGCAGUUCCAGCUGACUGUGAAUGUGACGGCAGUCAUCCUGACAUUGGUUACGGCUGUGGUCUCUGAGAAGCAAAAGCCCGUCAUGUCUGCAGUCCAAUUGCUUUGGAUCAACUUAAUUAUGGAUACAUUAGCAGCACUGGCAUUGGCGACAGAUCCUCCGACAAUAGAUUUGUUAGAUCGACAGCCAGAACCUCGUACAGCACCGUUAAUCAAUUUCACGAUGUGGAAGAUGAUCUUGGGUCAAGCGAUCUUGCAGCUCGUAGUGACCUUCGUGCUCGAAUACGCAGGCAUGGACAUCUUCAACUAUGACGAGACCCCCGAUUAUCUACGGGAUAAGAUCGUUCAGAACCCCAAGGUGAAAGAUGCAUACACAGGGUUCAAGCGUCAAGAGCUGGACACAAUGGUAUUCAACACGUUUGUAUUCCUUCAGAUUUUCAACGAGGUGAACUGCCGUCGACUAGAUAACCAUCUUAAUAUCUUUUCAGGUAUUUUUCGGAACCGAUAUUUCAUGACCAUCUUUGUGAUAAUGGUUGUUUUCCAGGUAAUCAUUGUUGAGUUUGGAGGGUCUGCACUUGGGACUGAAAAGCUCGGUGGUAUUCAGUGGUUGAUUUGUAUUCUCUUGGGAGUGCUUUCGAUUCCUGUGGGUGUGAUUAUCCGUUUGGUUCCUGAGGAACUGUUUGGGUCCCUUCGAGACUGGGUAAACCGGCCAAUGCAAACAAAUCUUCCCUAUAGUGCCGGUGGGCUGCCCUAUUUCGAAGUUGGGCGCGUCAACUCGAUACCUAGAUCAGUGACAUCUGACCGACCAGGCUCCAUAAUGACUUCCAGUGGUGGAGCUAGUGCUGGUGAUGCGGGACUUGUUUGGAAUUCUGCGAUUACAAAAGUGCGGUCAGAGCUACAGGUUUUCAAGGCGAUCCGUGGAGGCCGGCUAUCAGGAACGAAAGCCAUGGCGGAGGAUCGACAUUUGAUGCAUGCAGGAGCCAUGGUUCCGUCCUUGGUGGCCACAUCUGUGGGAGCAGGAUGGGUACCUCGAACAGCAACGGGUCUGAGGCAUCAUGGUGAUCAUGGGACAAUGUCAAGUCCACGUUCUAAUACUAUGGGAUCGCGUCAGAGUACUUCAAAUCCACACUCACAAGCGACACGAAUAUAAACCUUUCUGAAAGGGUGAUUGGUACAUAGCCCUAAAAGCAAUGUCCCUUUGUCAGAAUACCUCCGUAGUAAACUAAUAGAGACAAUAGUAAUAAUAAAAAAAGAGCCUUACUUUGGCCAAAGCACG